Messenger RNA from Oncorhynchus keta (chum salmon), 5522 nucleotides. RefSeq names its product embryonal Fyn-associated substrate. The coding region runs from base 538 to 3618 and encodes 1026 amino acids. Gene Ontology annotation, cellular component: cytoplasm; plasma membrane. The transcript has 8 exons. NCBI's taxonomy places the organism in Eukaryota, Metazoa, Chordata, Actinopteri, Salmoniformes, Salmonidae. Gene Ontology annotation, biological process: cell surface receptor protein tyrosine kinase signaling pathway; cell migration. The record is from RefSeq and is a predicted model, not a curated record. Gene Ontology annotation, molecular function: protein binding.
CAAAGCCUCUCAAUGGCCAUUUUACAAUCAAGGGUUUGUGUACAUUAUUGAUCGUAUCCAAUUACGUAGUCCUUCUCAGGAGGGAGAGAGAAAAGAAAAAUCUCGUUGGCCACGAAUUCCCUCUGCUGAAAUAAGGGAAUGCUCGAUAUCUUUAUUUUCUGGAGCAAUAAGGGAUUCUUCUUCAGUGGUUAUCAGGAGUGUGAUCUAAAGAUGACAUCACGAUCCAGCCCAACUGGCUUCUCUAAUUUUCUUGACAGUUACUGUCAACAACACUGAGCCAAGAAGGAGCAGUUCAAUCAUGCCCUCAACACAGAAGAACCCAUUGGGCUUUGGCGAGCGAAGAAAGCUGGACAUCUCUCAACCUUUGCAGCCUUGAAGGAGGCUGGUGGUGUUGCCCACGAACACAACUUGGAUCGUGUGUUUGGACUCUGCAGCAGUCACCAGUUCACCUCUUGGAUAUAGAUGGAGGAACAUGUCUGCUUGUGAGUCUGUUUGACCCAACAUCCUGACAGGAGCACUGUCUGAGGAAGAGCAAACAUGUCCCUCUCAACGGUGCUGGCGAAGGCCCUGUUUGACAAUGCAGCAGAGAGCCCUGAGGAGCUGGCCUUCCGGAAGGGAGACAUCCUGAUGGUUCUAGAACAGGAGCAGGGAGGGGGUCCUGGCUGGUGGCUUUGCUCCCUCCACGGGCGGCAGGGCAUCGCCCCCGCCAACCGCCUCCGCCUCCUCCACACCGCCCCCGCCCCAGGGGUCGACUCCAGACCCCCCAGCCGCGCCCCCAGCGAGGACUCUGUGUACCUCUCCCCAGUCCCCCUGGCCCGCACGGCAGUCUCCACGGAGGAUGUGGAUGGGGUCUACCGCACCCCACCUAGCCUGGGGGAGGCCCUUUACCAGAGCCCAGGGGCGGUGCCUGUCGCCUCUAGACCAGGGGUCCUCCGGGAGGCUGAGGUAGGGGGUCGACCCCGCUCCCGCUCCAGCUCCGGCACACGCCCCUGUCCCGAUUGGGACGUUGGGGUGACGGGCCGCCCCCGCUCGCCAUCCCUCCGGUCCAGAGGCACAGACUCCGCUGGGAGCCUCUACCAAACCCCAUCCACUCCCACAGCUCUCGGGCCCCAGCACCACAGGGGUCUGGCUGGAGACCCUGGACCAGAGAAUGUCUACCUGGCCCCCGGCGGGAUUCCUCGGGCGGUGGGUCUAGCUCCAGAGGGGCCAGAGGACAACACUUACCUGGUCCCCAGGGAGACUGUAGCGGCGGUAGGCCACUCUGACGGCUGUUACCUGGUCCCCAGAGGGAUGGUCCUGCCCAGCGAGGAGGUCUACCAGACCCCCACAGGAGGGUUAGUCGGGGGGACUGUGUCGACCCAGGUUACUCCCAUCACUACUAGGGUCCUGGAGGCUCAGAGCUUCACCCUUUCACAGAUAAACGGGGGCGGGGGAGCCCCCCUUAAGCCCCUCACCCCUCAAUCCAAACUGGCACAGGACACCCCUCGGAUGAUGUACCAGACCCCCACCCCUGUGGGAGCAGGGAUUCUCAGGACUCCACCUGUCCUCGCACAGGGAUCCCCCAAACCUCAGCUGAAAGGGGUGACCCCCAAAACCCCAGGGACCCCUGGUGGUCAGGGUGGAGUGCCCUCCACCCCUCCCAUCACCAGGGGGAAGCUAGCUCCUUCUGCCCCCCUCAGGGGUUCCCCCUUGCUGGCCAGAACAGGACAGGGACAUGGCCAGGUGCCUGGAUCCCCAAACUUUGCUCGUAAGCCCCCUCCUCCAGCCCCUCCAGUGAGGGGGGUAACCAGAAAAGACUUGCCCCAAUCCGUAACCCCUGUAUCCACCUCUCAGCCUGCCCUCUCCACCCCCCAGUCGACUCCUGUACCCCAGUACCAAGAGAGCAAAGAUGGAAGGAUGGCGUCGAAUGAAAAGAAACCGAAUGGGCAGAAUAAGAAAGGCGAGGACAGAGAGUGUGCAGAUCCUGAUGGCGACAGCCUCGAUGAACAGGUGUAUGAUACUCCUCCCAGGAGUAAAUGGCAGCGGCCAGCCCCAGCAGCGCUGUGUGAUGAUGACAGCAUCUACAACACACCCCGCUCCCUUCCCCCACACACUGACCUAGAGUCAGAGGUCUAUGAUGUUCCCACCAUCAUACUUAGCACAUCGUCAGAGCCCCAGCAGCAGACUGUCAACGUCCCAACGGCUGUUAUUACUCAUGAAUCGGAGGAGGACGUUUACAGCCUCCCAACCCUUCCUGGCCUACCCCUGGGCCUGGCGGACAUGUCCACCAUCGCCCACCUAGAGGGGACGGAGAGCGGCCAGGUCUACUCUGUCCCCGGCUCAGGGAAGAGGGCUCCGCUUGGGCUAGGCGAGGGCAGUGACCCGGGGUCCACCCCCGAGCCGGACUGUGGCGUCUAUGACAUGCCCGCUCUCACCCUUGACGUCUUGCCCUCUUCGACGAUGUCAACGUCGUCUUCGUCUUCCACACGUCGGCUAUCUGUAUCCAGUAAUGGGUCUGGUGAUGUCCAAUGGAGGAACUCGCUUUCGGGCCUUGUCCAAUCAGUGCUUAGCUCUGCCUCGUGUGCCCCUGUCUCCUCGAGGGAUCUGGCAACCUCACUGGCUGAGAUCCUGUCCGUCUGGAAGACGAGUCAACCCGACGAGGUCCCUCCCCCUCUCCAACAGGCUUGGGCCCAUCUCUCAGACCUACUUCCUGCUUUGUCUGCCGGUGGCCACGCCCCUCCGUCAGAUGCUCUUCUCUCUAUGGUCCAACGAGCGCUGGAGGACUCCACCAUCCUAUUUCAGACCCAGGGGCGGCCCCGCCUCCCUUCCCAGGACUCCCUCUCCCGAAGACCCCUACCCGCCCUGCCCGUAGCUGAGGUGAAACCAGUAGGGAGCAGUAUGGGACCACGCAAGGGUAGCUGGAUCCAGGAGAGACCCUUACCCCCCACCCCCCAGCCGGCGUUCCCUCGGCCCCCCGCACAACCCUCCACUGUGACCAUGUCCAUCACUGUGGGGCAGAGCGACGGAGAGGAGGGGAUGGGGAACGAGUACGCAGGAAUAGGUCUGACACCUGCCCCGGCACCACUUCCUCUUGGAGACAGUGUGGGAUACGUGAAACUGCAGGGAAAGCCAGAGCCUCCCUCAGAUGCUCGAACAGAGAAUAGGUCAAACCAGACCCUUCACACCACAGAGCCUAGGUUGAGCCCCUCCCCUCCUCUGCCCGUCUCCCUCUCUCUGGAGGACUCAGAGUUGCUCUCCUUCUAUUCUUCCCAGUCUCUGUCCCACCUCUCCUGUCUGGCCGAUUCCAUUGACGUGCUCUUCCGCACCGUGCAGGGGAACCAACCUCCCCGCAUCUUUGUUUCCCGGGGGAAGAGUUUGAUCGUGACGGCACACAAGCUGGUGUUCAUCGGGGACACGCUCUCCCGCCUCCUGACCUCUCCUGACCUCAGGGCAAAGGUCACAACCUCAGGUGGGCAUCUGUGUCAGGCCCUGAAGGCUGUCGUUGUGGCAACGAAGGGGGCAGCCCAGAACUACCCAUCAGUCGCUGCCACCCAGGAAAUGGUGAACUGCGUGGCCGAGCUGUCCCAGCAUGCCGCAGGCUUCUCCGGCCUGCUGCAGCUUCUCGCGGAAAUAUCUUGACAUUAUUUCUUCAACGUCUCUUCUUAUAACGUGUUUACAAUACAUUUUCUCUCUACUUUGAAAUGCCUUAGUUGUUGUUACAAUGUGUUAUCUUUCCAAUUGAACAGUUUGACGUUUUAAGUGAGGUUGAAACAUUGAAUUUCAGUCCAGAAGAAGAUUUGAUCUGUGGCUCAAAUUCCCACCCAGUUAGAUUUUGUGUGUGUUCUUGUAUGUGUGUGUUGGUUGGCUUUUGGUUCUUUUAAUACCUAGUCACUUCUGUGCUUUUGGUGCCAAGCACACUUUUCAUCUUGUGUGUCCUGAUUGAUGAACAUUGUUUUUGUUUGAACCCUGUUCGUGACAGUCAGUGUCCCUUAUGGGCCACCGUAUUAUUGGAGUCGGACUAUUUCUGUUCGGUUGCCAUUAUUUUCUCUUACAUUGAAAUAACUGUUUCUUUUCUUUUAUCUUUGCAUCCUUAUUUAUUGUAGGUAACCAUCCAUCCCCCUCUCCAAAAAUAUAAAUUGAGCCUCACAUUCUGCUGUGUGUUAGUGCUAUGGAGGAGAGCAGGGAUAACUUGAUGAAGGUGCAGUUGGGGGUGUGUAUGUCAACGCCGUGGCAGCUUUACUGUGUGUUUCUGCCUGGGCUUGGUGUUGCAUUUGAGAAUCAAAUGUAAUAAAACAACACUGUAAAAAAAAGUACUAUAGGAUGUAAACUAUAGGAGUUUAAAAGAUGUCUAAAUCAGAUCUGGGACCAGAUCACUCUUUUACCCCCUGCAGUUUCCUACCUUGCAGUCUGGAAGACAGGGAGUGAAAAGAGUUAUAUAUGAGUUAACUAUAUGAGUGUUUAAACAGGACUGAGAUAUGAUAGAUGGCACGAUUUGAAAGAGAACAUGAGGGGGGGUACUACUCUUGUGAAAGGGAUAAUGGUGGAGCAGUAGAGCGCUUAGUCGGUCAUGUUUGUUCCCACAGUUAGGCCAAGUGGAAAACCUGUAUGUAAACUUUUACUUCUCUCCACUUGUCUCGCUUUCCAUUCACUCGCUUGUCCCCCCUCCCUCUCCUUUUCUCUCGAUUCCCCACACGCAUUUCACCUUUCGUCACACACCCUGGCUUUCCCACACAGCUCUAGGUACUAGUUUGGCCAUAUUUGUUCUUGGGCUACUCCUAUCCAAUCCUCUCAGAUCCUAAUAAGUGCAUAAGGGGGUAAGGGAUAGUGGUUCAUUUGGGACUGGGGAGCAGGUUUCUAGGCUUUUGUGUUGUUGAAAGGCACUAAUUGCCCCUUUAAACUCAAUGCUACCACUCACACCCUCACCGGUACUGCUGUCUCAAAGUCUAUGCAGCAGUGGUAUGUUGGUGAUAGGAGGAUAAAAUGAACAAAGAUGCAUCAGUGCCAAGAAAAAGUAUGAAGAACUUUCACCAAACUCUCGUGUUUUGCCUUUGAGCUCUUCCUAGUGGAAGGUAGCAGUAUUUCUACAGAAUGCCUGCCUGCACAGCGCACACCACAUCCAUGGCCUGACAGUAGAAAAUAAUCAUCAUAAUAAUAAUAAUUGUAUUUAUUGAUAAUUUUUUAUUUGCUUUAUGAUCUGCUUAGCUUUAAGUUGCUUUAUUUCUUAUAUGCACGUAUUUAACAGGGAUGUUUUCACUUCACACAGUGAAUUACAUUUUACUACAAUAAUGGUUCAAAAGAACAAGUGGAGAAGAGCAGUUAGUUUGAUUGAGCUAUAAUUUUUUUUUUUUUUGACUUUUUUUUUUUUGUACCAGAAUAUAUUUUUUAAAGUUUUUACACUAAAGUGAAAUUGUUGGUAUUGGCUCCAUGGCUAAAAAAGCCACAUGGAUCUAUCCAGUCUACAUUUCAUGAAAGUUGAACACUACAAUGAUGCCUGACUAUGUUCCCCUCAAAAAUGCACAAAUACAUUUGUACAAUUACAUUGA